Molecule: messenger RNA, 189 nt
Organism: Podospora pseudocomata
Lineage: Eukaryota; Fungi; Ascomycota; Sordariomycetes; Sordariales; Podosporaceae
Exons: 3
Coding region: 1-189 (62 amino acids)
Source: RefSeq, a predicted model, not a curated record
AUGGUGGAUUGGCACAGCCUCUCCGAUCCCGCAGUGAAGCGGAAACAGUCGGGGGGGGGUGGUGUCACAGCCGCAGGCGAGGUCUUGACAAGAAAGCAGCAAAGUGGGGAAGAGUUGUAUUCCGAGAAGUGUGCCAGUGGCCGUGGGUAUCCGCUGAUUGCCAUGUUUUCUUAUCAAUUGAUGGUCUAG